AUGAAUCAGCUAGCAAAUUGAAGUUAGAUAUGGAUGACUUUUGGGAGAAUAUCUGGAGGGGUUAACACUAUCUAAAGCGGACUAGGUCGCCGGCACAACAGUUGAAUCUUCGUCGUGAAACUGCAUUAAUUGCAGAAUGGUGCACUUGUGUCCUCCCUCCCCUAUUGUUCACCCUCUCUACUGACUGAUGGGUGACAAGCUGCAAGUUAAAUCACGUUGAUUGGCAUUCGCGCAGGGCUCUUGUAUUUCACCAUUGGGGUUGCCCAACAGCUCAGUAUCAAUAAGCAGCCAAAGACCAGCAGCGCCAGAUAGCAGCCAUGGCUUCUUGGAAUUCAGGUCCACUCCAAGUCACGUACCAAGUUCUGGGUUGGUCCUCUUUCUUCUGCUGGUCUGUCGCCUUCUACCCUCAAGUCAUCUUGAAUCUUCGAAGGAGAAGUGUUGUAGGGCUCAACUUUGAUUUUGCCUUGUUCAAUCUGACGAAGCACUCUUCCUAUCUCAUCUACAACGCUUCUAUGUACUUCAGUUCCGUUAUUCAGAAGCAAUAUUUUGAGGAAUAUGGUUAUGGAGAGAUGAUACCUGUGGCGGUAAAUGAUGUUGCUUUCUCAGCCCAUGCUGUGCUAAUCGUCGUAAUUAUCUUGUUUCAAAUUGUGAUCUAUGAACGUGGAACUCAGAAAAUCUCCAGACUUGCCAUCGGAAUUGUCUCUGUAGUAUGGCUUACUGCUGCAGUUUGUUUCUUCAUAGCUUUGCCUACACACUCCUGGCUUUGGCUCGUCUCCCUCUUCAACACAAUCCAAGUAUGCAUGACAGCCGUAAAAUAUCUUCCACAGGCAAUCAUGAAUUUUAAGAGAAAGAGUACGGAUGGUUUCAGCAUUGGUACCAUUAUGCUUGAUUUUUCUGGAGCCAUAUUAAACUACGGACAGAUGGUUGUGCAGUCCAUAGAUCAAGGUUCUUGGGCCAGCUUCUAUGGGAAUGCAGGAAAAAUGACUCUCUCUCUGGUAUGCGUAUUCUUUGACUUAAUUUUCAUAUGUCAACGUUUCGUGUUAUAUCCUGCCAAGAAAGCUUUUAAAUCUGUGGCUUCUGUGAAACCUGAGGAUGAAAUCGAAGAGCAUCUUUGUGCGGUACUCCGAUGAACCAGCAGUUAUAGAGAAUGCAUGAAGCAUUGAUUUACUUCAUAACUGAUUGUGUCAUCAAAUAGGUGUUUUGUUUUUAACUUUCCAUGCACCAGGAGAACCAUCCAGCUUGGUCUCCUCUUCUAUUCUAUUAUUUUCAAGAAUGAUCCUAUGAUUCUUCCUCUUGUGAAUGCUGUAUAUUUUCAUUCAAGCAUCAUCCCUACGAUUCCUCCUAUAA
Molecule: messenger RNA, 1347 nt
Organism: Prosopis cineraria
Lineage: Eukaryota; Viridiplantae; Streptophyta; Magnoliopsida; Fabales; Fabaceae
Product: cystinosin homolog
Exons: 8
Coding region: 318-1130 (270 amino acids)
Biological process (GO): L-cystine transport
Cellular component (GO): vacuolar membrane
Molecular function (GO): L-cystine transmembrane transporter activity
Source: RefSeq, a predicted model, not a curated record